ACGAUAAGGAGAUCGCACGCGUUUCCUGGAGGUAUAUAGUGGUGAGUUGAAUUCGUGCAUAACCUCUCCCCAGCCACUUCACCCUUUGGUGUCAAUAAAGGAGCGCGGUACCUAGCUGUUUGCUUGCUUCACCUCAAACGUCACCAACUCUCCGCACUCAGCCAACAAUGGGCCUCUUCAGCAAAAGGGACACGGUUCCCGCCGCUGAUACCACCACUGCUACCGGUACUCAUCACCGCAAGGAGAAGGCCGGGAUAUUCGGCGGUAGGAACGAGCAUGGUGGUACACGAGCUUGGAAUUCGCGCCCUACCUUUGGUGCAUGGAUCAAGGCGACUGCUCUUGACAUCCUCACCAUGGCUAUACUAGGUGCUAUUGGACUAGGAGUCUACUUUGCUGAUCCGGCCCCGAGCCGCAGCUUUCCCGUCACCUUUCGUGACGGCGAAAUUGUCUACCCCGAAUUUGCGUACCCUCUUCGCAACGAAAUCAUUCCCAUCUGGGCAGCUGCUCUCAUGGCCUUCUUCAUUCCCUUCGCUGUCUUCCUCAUCUGCCAGAUCAGAGUGCGCUCGUUCUGGGACGUCAACAACGCAACAAUCGGUUUACUGUACUCAUUGAUCGUCGCUGCCGUUUUUCAGGUAUUCAUUAAGUGGCUAAUCGGAGGUUUCCGUCCCCACUUCCUUGCUGUCUGCAAGCCCGUCAUCCCAGAUAACCUCGCCUACGACACCGAGACCUUCGAAUCUGCUGGACCCACCGGAACCAACGUUGCCAAUGGGUUCCGCUCCAUUAUGUUUGACCGCAGUAUCUGCACGGGUGACAAGAAAGAAAUCAACGACGCGCUCGAGUCCAUGCCUUCAGGCCAUACCACCGCUGCCUUUGCUGGCUUCGUCUUCCUGUACCUCUAUCUCAACGCUAAGCUCAAGGUUUUUGCCAACUACCACCCCGCUAUGUGGAAGCUCGCUGCCAUAUAUGCACCUCUGCUGGGCGCCUGCCUGAUCGGUGGCGCCCUGAGCAUUGACGAGUUCCAUAAUUGGUACGACAUCCUUGCCGGCGCAGUCAUCGGCACUACCAUGGCAUUCAGCAGCUACCGCAUGACAUACGCCUCGGUGUGGGACUUCCGCUUUAACCAUAUUCCCGUACUGCGCCACGCUCCGUUCGUGUACGGUGCCGGACCCAGCUCAUUCGACGGCUUCCACGACGCGGUGUGGACUCGCAAGGCAGGCUGGGGCUCGCAUGACAGUAGCGCCUGGGCUGGCGCGCCAUUUGAUGCCACCGAUGGCCCGAGGGGAACUAUGGCGCCGCAGGCUGAAGGCCCAAUGGGCACGGGCGCAGGUACUGCUGCAGGACACCAUAUGCAGAGGAAGCCUGUUGGAGGUAGCAGGUUCAGCCACGACCACGGUGUUCGUGGUGAGCAGAUGGUCUAAGUGGUGUUUUUAUGACCGUACAUGGAUUUACCGGCUAGGGUAAUUGACCAUGUGCGCGUGUUAACGCUUCUGCUUUGGCAAUAUAUAUGCUCAAUGGCUUCCAGCUGGACAUUGAUGUCUUUUCACAUGAUCAUGCAAGAUACCACUAUAGUUAUUUAAUUUUGUAUAACUUUAUAUCGAAACGAGUUGGUUCCAAAACUGACGGGCCUCAAACCCAUCUUGUUCGCAUACACGUCGUUCGCAACUAGAGAAACACUGAUCUUCAUCCACAUCCCGAGCGUCUGACCUAUCG
Molecule: messenger RNA, 1710 nt
Organism: Boeremia exigua
Lineage: Eukaryota; Fungi; Ascomycota; Dothideomycetes; Pleosporales; Didymellaceae
Product: phosphatidic acid phosphatase type 2/haloperoxidase
Exons: 3
Coding region: 168-1418 (416 amino acids)
Biological process (GO): phospholipid metabolic process
Molecular function (GO): phosphatidate phosphatase activity
Source: RefSeq, a predicted model, not a curated record